UGAGGAAGUAUUCGAGCGAGCGCAGUUGUCCGGCUCAUGCAUUGCGGCUGCUCGAAAGCGAACACAAAUAAUUAGUGUUGAUGGUAAACGAGGAACAGUGCAUGUUGCUGGACUUCUGGAGAAAAGAGCGCUCAAUCUUGGCAUUGUACUUGCGAGGUAG
This is a messenger RNA of Gongylonema pulchrum, 160 nucleotides long. The record is from the annotation of a GenBank genome assembly. Lineage: Eukaryota; Metazoa; Nematoda; Chromadorea; Rhabditida; Gongylonematidae.